GAGGAUGAACCACAAGUUUUCUCUUAUUCAUAGGUACAUUGAGUUUUGGUUUUUUUAAAAAAAGAAGCAUAUUUGUGUGUCCUAAGUAACUAAGCUUGUGAGUUGAUGUUUUCAAAAACAGCUUACUGAUGGGAAACAGUGAAUUUCCAGCUGAACGAUCUCAGCAUAUUUUCAAGACUCCAACUUCCAGUUAUGAAUUUGGUGCAAAUCUCAUUGACCCAAAGUUGAUGCUUGACGGAAGGCUCAUGAUGGAUGGUACAGUUAUUGCAAGAUUCAAUAGCGUUUUAAAGGAGAACUUCACCAUCAAGACUACUGCUCAGCUGACAAAUGAGCUAGAUCAGUCACAAGGCGUGUUCACCGUUGAUUACAAGGGGUCCGACUAUAGAACUCAGUUUCAGCUUGGAAACUACAAGAAUCAGUUUAAGCCUGGAACCAGCUCCCUGUUCAGAGCUAACUAUAUUCAGCAUGUCACACCCAAGCUAUCUUUAGGUGGCGAGGUUUUAUAUCUUAGUGAGCAUAGGAAGUCGGUUGUUGGUUAUGUGGCUAGAUACGAGACUGAUAAAAUGGUUGCCUCUGGGCAAGUUGCUUCCUCUGGUGUGGCUAUCAUGAACUAUGUUCAUAAAGUUACAGACAAGAUCUCUUUAGCAGCAGAAUUCUUUUACAGUUUUAUGUUAAGAGAUGGUGCAGCUAGUGUUGGGUAUGACCUGAUGUUCAGACAGAGUCGAGUAAGAGGAAAGAUCGAUUCUAAUGGUGUUGUUUUUGCUCACGUGGAAGAACAAUUGUGUCCUGGACUUGGUUUGCUUCUAUGCGCUGAGGUAAAGAAAAUAACUCUAAGCAUGCGGUUUCAUGGUCAUGAAUGUUAUAAUGAUUGGUUUAUUAAAAGGACCAUUUUCUUGAAUAAUCAGGUUGAUCAUGUGAAGACGGAUUACAAGUUUGGUUUGGGUGUAAAAUACGAAGGCCUCUAGAUUUUAUUUUCUUUAGGCGUUGUUUAUCCUCAAAGAGUUAUCAGCUUAAGAAAGUGACUGUGAGGCACUCCCUCUCUCUCUCUCUCACAAACUCUUUGUUUAAGGUUUUAAGUGUUUUUGUGUAUUGCUUCCAAAAGAAUAUAAUGUGUACGUUUUUUAAUCCCAGUACGUUUUUUAAUCUAAUGUGUGUUAACUUUUGAUUAUUUCUUUUCUGUGUUCUUGCAAUAUAAAUCUUAUACCGACACUAGAAACAGUCUUUAAAAAGAAUUAACAAAAUAAUUUAUAUCUAAGUACUGAACUCACAUUUCUAAACCAUGAAUUGUGUGUUUAAAAAAAAAAAACCAGGAAUUGUGAUAACUACACCAUUUGUUUUACUUUACAUUUACAUGUUAAACAAACAUAAACUAAGAAUUUUGUUUGUUUAUAAUAUCCUUAAAAUUUGGAGAAUAGUAGAAUUAAUGCACAAAUCAUUUUAAAUUCAAAAAUAGAAAAAUAAAUAAUAGCAUCACUUCAGUAAAAAUAAUAAUAAAGAAUAAACUAGUUUGUAUGUUUUGGAGAUCAUUUGAGAUUGAGCAGAAUCAAUGACUAGUUUAAGAUAACUUUUAAUUACAGGUACUAGGUAAAUUUUAAAUUAGUUGAAAAUAUUUCAUGAAAUUGGAAAAAACAUUUUUAAAAAUAAAAGGUUGAACUAAUUAUGUUAUGAAAAAUAAAAAUUUGAACUACUUACUUA
This is a messenger RNA of Brassica rapa (field mustard), 1695 nucleotides long. RefSeq names its product probable mitochondrial import receptor subunit TOM40-2. Lineage: Eukaryota; Viridiplantae; Streptophyta; Magnoliopsida; Brassicales; Brassicaceae. Gene Ontology annotation, molecular function: transmembrane protein transporter activity. Gene Ontology annotation, biological process: protein import into mitochondrial matrix. The record is from RefSeq and is a predicted model, not a curated record. Gene Ontology annotation, cellular component: mitochondrial outer membrane.